AUGCAUCGUCUCCUGGUGUGCCUGCUUUUGGCAGGGAGUGCGCCGUUUUGGGGGCGUUUCCAGCACAGGUUUACGGCGUCCGCAGCCAGCAAGACGGAGAAACAGGUAGCACUCACCAUCACAGUCACAGGUCAAGGAGACAUCGUGUUCAGAGAUGGCGACAACCCGUGCAAAGUCCUCAAGAAAUACUGCAAGACCGUGGACGGGGGAGCAGUGAGCAAAGAAGACUGUUUCGCCCAGCUCCACCCCCUAGUCGUGAAACAAGUGUCUGGGCUCUGGGAACGGCUCCGAGGGAAGCUAAAGGUGGACGCCGGCUUCUUCAUGGACUGCGAGCCUUUCAGGUUCCGCGCAUCCGACUACGCGGAGGACGUUCGCGUGUCGCACUCCGCAGUCGAGGCCGCUACGACUCGAAACAGCAGUGGAAUCAUUCAAGAAAUGCUGCUACUGCUGGAGAGAGCCAUGCAGAGGGACAGGGAGGCACUCCAGACUUUCAACAUCAAGAGAAACCAGCUGAAGCUGACGGACGCCGAGAAGGUGGACCUCUACCGACAGGCCAUCCUUCUCCUCCCAAACAACUUGUUCAUCGUGGAUCAGUUGGGACUGGCCCUGCUCUUCUUGGACAGAGAGGACCUGGCCAGGAGACUGUGGGCCAAUGCAGUAACCAGAGGUCUUUGGGCACACCCUCUACAGCGACCUGUAUCCCGCUUUGUUCCCGGGCUCACUUCGAAACCUUGGCACGAUAAGAGAGACUAUCCCUUUAUCACUCUUCUGGAGGCUGGGUACCUCGACAUAAAGAACGAGCUACUACACAACCUGAAACACAGACGGCACCUUUUUACAGAGGAGCAAGAGAAUCUCCAUGUGGGAGGAGACUGGACUGAGCUGAGGAUUCGAUCCUCUGGCUACGGGUUCACCAAACACACCCAAUACUUUCCCGAGACCAUGAGACACAUUCGCAACUGCGGACAGGAUUUUACCAGCAUAAAGUUCUCAGCCAUCCAGCCAGGGACACACAUCCGGACCCACACGGGUCCGUCCAAUGAGAGACUGAGGGUCCACCUGACUCUACUCCACAGUGGAGGAGCAAAGAUUAGAGUUGGAACAGAUUGGCAUACCUGGACACAAGGGGAGGCCAUAAUAUUUGACGACUCCUGGGAACACGAAGUCAUUCACACUGGGUCUGAUAUGAGAGUGGUCCUCAUCAUGGACAUCUGGCACCCCGAGCUACCAGAGUCUCAGCGAAUCGUCCACUGA
This is a messenger RNA of Geodia barretti, 1254 nucleotides long. Lineage: Eukaryota; Metazoa; Porifera; Demospongiae; Tetractinellida; Geodiidae. The record is from the annotation of a GenBank genome assembly.